AUGGCAAAACUUGUCUUUUCCCUUAUUUUACUUCUCAUCAUCUCUACCUUUGUUGUUGAGGGUGCUAUUGUGCCUACAUUUAUAGAGUCACAGUGUAGGCGCACUCGUUAUCCAGAUCUAUGUGAGAGAUCUCUAGCAAACCAUGUAAAUCCAACAUCACAAGAUCCACAAGAAAUAGCUCAAGUUGCUUUGAAAGUGAGCAUAGUUAAGGCAGUAUAUACAAAAAUCUACUUGAGAAAAGUGUCCAAUGAACUCAAACAAAACAAGGCCAGGGAAUAUCAAGCAGUGGAAGAUUGUUUAGAUCAAAUGUCCGAUAGUGUUUCUCAGCUCACAAACUCAUUCAAAGAGCUUCAACGUAUGAAGAGUGCAGAUGCAGAAGGAGAUUUUGUAUGGUGUCAGAGCAAUGUUCAAACUUGGCUUAGUACAGUCUUGACUGAUACAUAUAUUUGCAUGGAUGGGUUUUCUGGUUAUGGCAUGGGUGGUAAGGUGAUGGCUACAAUUAAAGCUAGGGUUCUAAAUGUUGCUCAAGUUACUAGCAAUACUUUAGCUUUGUUUAAUGGAUUUGCAGCUUGGCAUAAGGCUAAUUCUAAUGGUGGUAGCUAUGGGAAAAAUGAGCCUUAA
Nicotiana tabacum (common tobacco) is the source of this 621-nucleotide messenger RNA. RefSeq names its product 21 kDa protein-like. Gene Ontology annotation, molecular function: enzyme inhibitor activity. Lineage: Eukaryota; Viridiplantae; Streptophyta; Magnoliopsida; Solanales; Solanaceae. Gene Ontology annotation, biological process: negative regulation of catalytic activity. The record is from RefSeq and is a predicted model, not a curated record.